This is a messenger RNA of Knipowitschia caucasica, 750 nucleotides long. NCBI's taxonomy places the organism in Eukaryota, Metazoa, Chordata, Actinopteri, Gobiiformes, Gobiidae. The record is from the annotation of a GenBank genome assembly.
AUGCCAAGCUGCAUUGGCGUGGCGCAUCAGGCCCCGCCCAAGGAGCAGCGGACCCGGAGCAGCGGACCCGGCCCAGCGGAUCCAGCUCAGUGGAGCACUGUAUAUAACGCCAGACGAGCUGAGUACUUACAGGGACGUGAACAAGCUGCCCCAGACUCUGUGUGUGUGUGCGUGCGCGUGAGACCGGCGCCUGAUUGCUUGCUCUCUCAGCAGCUACCCUGGUGUGGCGCACCAAGCCCCAGUGGAGCAGCAGACCCGGCCCAGCAGAGAGCGGCCCCAGCAGAGCGGAGCAGUGCGCCAGGCCCAGGCCGAGCCCCAGCAGAGCGGAGCAGCGCGCGCCAAGCCCAGCCCGAGCCCAGCCCGAGCCCAGGCCCAGGCCCAGCCCGAGGCCCAGCAGAGCGGAGCAGCGCGCGCCAAGCCCAGCCCGAGGCCCAGCCCGAGGCCCAGCCCGAGGCCCAGCCCGAGGCCCAGCCCGAGGCCCAGCAGAGCGGAGCAGCGCGCGCCAAGCCCAGCCCGAGCCCCAGCAGAGCGGAGCAGCGCGCGCCAAGCCCAGCCCGAGCCCCAGCAGAGCGGAGCAGAGAGCGGCCCCAGCAGAGAGCGGCCCCAGCAGAGAGCGGCCCCAGCAGAGAGCGGCCCCAGCAGAGAGCGGCCCCAGCAGAGAGCGGCCCCAGCAGAGAGCGGCCCCAGCAGAGAGCGGCCCCAGCAGAGAGCGGCCCCAGCAGAGAGCUCCUCCUUAACCUUUUAUUUUGA